Molecule: messenger RNA, 3534 nt
Organism: Scatophagus argus
Lineage: Eukaryota; Metazoa; Chordata; Actinopteri; Scatophagidae
Product: zinc finger FYVE domain-containing protein 1
Exons: 12
Coding region: 133-2100 (655 amino acids)
Molecular function (GO): metal ion binding
Source: RefSeq, a predicted model, not a curated record
UGCUCCCUGGCUCCUCCCGCAGCAGUCGGCCAUGCACGCGCUGAUGUUGUGAUGGAUAGACAAGAAGGAGUCAUGUUGAACUUUCGUUUUGGAUUUUGCCGUCAAAUACACGUCUUAAGUAAUUAAACAACGAUGUCUGACAUACUAAUGAAAGAAAUGGAGAGAAUAUCGAUCAGUCCAAUGAAAGCAGAGGAGCGUCCAGACGGUGUCUCAAGCUUUCUGCUGGUGGAUGAACAAGAAAACCUGAAGGUCCGUGAUGAGUCUGAGUUUGUGGACAAACUUGGCUGUGGGGACGUGGCAGGAGUUAAGGUCCUCUCCAUCUUUGGCAACACUGGCGACGGCAAGUCCCACACCCUCAACCACAUCCUAUUUGGUGGUGAGAGUGUGUUCUACACCUCCAAGUCCCCCAACUCCUGCACAGUGGGGGUCUGGGCCGCUUAUGACCCUGCCCUCAGCCUGCUCGCCUUGGACACUGAGGGUCUGUUGGGGGCUGCCUCCAAUCAGAACCAGAGAAUGCGGCUGCUGCUAAAGGUUUUGGCAGUGUCUGAUAUAGUAAUCUAUCGUACACGGGCAGAGCGUCUCCACAAUGACAUGUUCCUGUUCCUGAGCAGUGCCUCAGGGGCCUACCUUAAGCACUUCACCCCGGAGCUCAGGGCCCUCUCUAGCCGCUGUGGUCUGGACGUGCCCUUGUCUUCUCUUGGGCCUGCCGUUAUCGUCUUUCAAGAGACAACACACACCCAGUUGCUUGGUCAUGAUUCUAAGCUGGCUGGCCAUGCUGACAUGCUGCUUCAGAAGCGCUUUCACGAUCUGGGCUUAGGGACAGAGGCCUUCAGCUCAGUGCAGUAUGUGGGCACCCAGACCAUCACACCUCCCACUGACUACAGCAGGUUGCUGGAGGCUGUCAGGCAGCAAGUGAAAAACACUCACACACGCUCUCCCCGCCAGCCAGAGAUAGUGUUCCGUGCUCUAGAGGCCCUAAGUGAGCGUUUCUGUGGGGAACUAUCAGAUGACAAGAUGACCGUGUACUCCUUCUUCCCAGAUGAGUACUUCACCUGCUCUGCUGUCUGCCUCAGCUGCAACAUUCGCUGUAAAAACGGAAUGAACCAUCUGAGAGACAGGGUCCCGCACAUGGCAGAUGGACUGUGCCAGUAUGCACACCAGUUCAACAAUAAGGUCCUCAUCUGUAAGCGGUGCUAUGAAGGAGGCAGAGAGGUGAUUGUUGUGCCCAAGACCUCAGCUUCCAGUGACAACCAAUGGUUUGGACUGGCCAAGUAUGCCUGGUCAGGCUAUGUGUUGGAGUGUGCUAGCUGUGGUGUGAUCUACCGCAGCAGACAGUACUGGGUGGGAAACCAGGACCCUGAGAGCAGCGUUGUGCGAUCUGAGGUCAAACAUGUCUGGGAGGGGUCGGACAGCUUUCUGACCACUCACCAGAAUGCUGCCCAGAGGGUCCUCGAUGGGAUGAACUACAUGAUCCAGUCAGUGUCGGAGUACAGCACCGGCCCCACCAAAGCUGUUACUGCCUGGCUCACUGACCAGGUGGCACCUCCAUACUGGAGACCCAACACAGAGAUCACUGCCUGUCACGGCUGUCAGAAGGUGUUCAUGGAGGCAGAGAGGAAGCACCACUGCCGAUCAUGCGGCGAGGGUUUCUGCCAUCCUUGCUCCAGCCACAGGAAGCCAGUCCCAGAGAGAGGCUGGGGCAGUGCGCCUGUCAGGGUGUGUCAGGCCUGCUACCGACAGGGAGGGCCAGUUGAUACAAACAGUGAGGUGUGUAAGGUGGAGCCUCGUGGUCUAAUAGCUCGCAGGGUGACGGAGGUGGCCCAGUCUACGCUGGACAUAGUCACCUCUGCUGUGGACUACCCUCUGUGUUUUGUGAAGGAUGUGGCCCGGCCAGACUACUGGGUGCCGGACCAGGACAUCACUCAGUGCCAUCAGUGCUCCAAAAUCUUCACUCCGGCAAUGUCCAAGCAUCACUGCAGGGCCUGUGGACAGGGUGUGUGCGGCCCCUGCUCCACACACAACAGGCCCGUACCCUCCCGGGGCUGGGACCACCCGGUCAGAGUGUGCGACAGCUGCCACGCUCGCACUGAUAGUCUGUGAGCAUUUUUAACCAGGAGAACUUCUCAAAGUGUACUUGGUCUUCCUCAGAUGAUCCACAGAAACACUUCGUCAUUUGCUGCUCCAGGAGGAUUGACCAUACAGCACUCAAUGACAGAACUGGAAUCAGUCCUGGUUUUGCAUUAAAAAACAGUAUGUUUUGAAGCUUAAAGUGGUACCCACCUGAGCCUGGUGUUUUAUCAGUGCUGUUCAAGGAUCAGCUUUCCAUCUCACCUGCCUUCCUUGACCAGCAGAUUCUGCAGCAAAAACCUCACUGCAGCCCUACUGCACUGGUCAUACUGCUCAAAAACCACCUGGAUAAAUGAAAAGCUGCACGUGUGAUUUCAGCUGACUUCUGGAAAUCUAAAAAUUAAGAACUACAAUUCAGUUCUCAUUGUAACAGUGGAGCUUGUACUCUUAACUGCACCAAAGUGUGGUCUACCUUUUUUCCUUCAUUUGUGUUUGCACAGCCCUACAGCACGUUGCCCAUUCUCAGUUUGGAUAAUUUGUUAAUUAAAAGGGAAAGGGAAAAGCGCAGGGAGUAGUGGUAGAUUUUAAAGGGAUUUUUAAACCUCUCUGUGUCAAAGAGUAUCAGGCCAUCUCUACAGUUUAUCUCAGCAAAGCCCUCAGAAAAGUGGAGAUUGUGUGAGGCAAUUCUUGUUUUAAACCUCGUCACGGUCUUCCUCUCAGCCAUCUCAGUCUCUCUGGGGUUUCAACAUUACGGACAGACUAGGAAAUGCAAAAUAGUUCAGACUUUUGGGGGAAAAGUAACUUUGUGCAUGACUGUCUUGCUGCAGGCAGAAUGAGAUGCAAGAUGGAGAAACUCGAGCUACAGCACCACGUGCCUUCAUGGGAAUCCUGCUUCCUAUCUCUAAAGCCCUUAAGGUUUGCUUUUGGAGAGUGCUCCACAUGUGCAAGGACUAACGAUAAUUUGUGCCUAAUUGCAGAGCAAUGUAAUUUACAUUCACUGAUCUUAACUCUUACAGCUGUAUCUACAAUAUGGUGAAAUGAAUCUGUAGCAUAAACACAUUAUAAACAUUCCAACGAUGUAUGGAGAUACCUGUGUACUGAUGUAGAUUUACCUUGCUGAGUUACUUCUAAAAAGUGGACAUUAUUGAGCCGCUGAUGCUUCAGAAAGCUCUCUUAAAAUGAUGAGUACACCUGCACUAAACUGAACUCAGUUGUUUUGAUGUUUGAAAGGAUCUCAAAUCAUUUGCAAUGUAAAGUGCUAAUUAUAUGCAUGCUGAUGGAAAUUACUCUUUCUGUCAAAGGAAGUCUCUCUGUGUAACAUACUGGAUACAUUUAUACAGUUUUCCUCUCCAUCUAGAAAUAAAUUGAGUUUUAAUGAUGUUUCCUAGUAAAAUUUAGCAAUCGACAAUCUCUUUUUUUUUUUCUAUAAAUAAAUCAGGCUUGCCCAAAUAAAGCAAACGAAGACAA